AUGUUUACUCGCCCUGGUGCAUCCUUCAUGGAGAGGAAUUCAGUUACUAAAUCUGGGAUCCCUGAUGAGGCCGAACCAUCCCGUAACAUUAAUCUUCUAGACCCUACCGUACAAACGCAGGCGUUUUUCAAUGAACGGUUUAUCGAUGGGGAGCCUAACAACACGUUGGUAAACGCCAAAUCUUAUUGCUUUUCUGGCUUCCCGCUGACGGUGACUGAUAGAUGGGCCACCUUAAGUGGCGAAAAUCCAUUUCCACCACACACUACAGUUUCCGACCCCAGAUCUAGCCAUUAUGGCCAGUACCCUGAUAUUGACACCAUCCCAGAGUUUGAUAGCACGGACAAUAUCCUAUGCGAUGAUUCGACUUUGAGUUUCGGUGCUGGAUAUGAGGCACCCUCUAAUGUUUCAACAAGUUCACUGGACUCCCUCGCAACGUCCGCCUCUGCGUAUGCUCGAAGGCGGAGAAAACGACAACAUGGGACUUGGAGACCUAUAGGCUCGCAACAUACCACCGAUGCGAGAAGAUACCAAUGUACCUUUUGCACAGAUACCUUCAAGACGAAAUGUGCAAGAUUCGGCCCUGUCAUACAGCACACAGAUGGAACGAUACACUGUGCGUUCUGUCAGUAUCCUGAGCCCAGUACAGAUCACUUAGACCUACACAAUUUUUCUGCCUGUUUAGCUAGGCCUUUGCAAGAGCGUCUCUUCCGGCGUAAAGAUCAUUUACGUCAACAUCUACGACUUUUUCACAAUGAUUCCGAUUUUCAUGAGCAUAUGGAAAGUUGGUUCUUCGCCAUCGACAACGUUCGGUCUCGCUGUGGAUUCUGUGACACCAACCUAGAGAGUUGGGAAGAGCGGCAGAAGCACCUGGCAUCCCAUUUCAAGAGAGGCGCUGACAUGAAGGAUUGGAAAGGGGACCGGGGGUUUGACCGACAAAUUGAUAACCUUGUGGAGAACGACAUUCCUGCAUUCAUGAUUGGAGACCAACGUAACACUGUUGAACCUUUCUCGGCGUCGCAAGCAGAUCAUCGAGCCGAGCCCCCAAACCCAAUAUUUCCUGGUGAAUCAUCGGUCACUGAGUUGACUGAACGCCGGAUGCUGGAUACCGCGAGAGGCUUCGGCGAAGUAACGAUUCAGUCGCCACACUCGCAAGGCGAACUCAAACGUAUUCUCCUUGCUUAUGUAUCCGAAGAAAUACGGCAAGGUCGUGUUCCAUCUGACAGGCAGCUGCAAAGGAAAAUGAGCGAAAUAAUGUAUGGACCAGACGGCGAAUGGGAUCAAACUUGGGCAGACAACCCUCAAUGGCUCGACCUAUUUCGAAAGCAGGCAGGCUUGAUUAGUCUACCCCUUAGUGGUGGCAAAAAUGCGUUUAUUGGAAUAGACGCGGAUUGA
Molecule: messenger RNA, 1392 nt
Organism: Trichoderma harzianum CBS 226.95
Lineage: Eukaryota; Fungi; Ascomycota; Sordariomycetes; Hypocreales; Hypocreaceae
Exons: 3
Coding region: 1-1392 (463 amino acids)
Source: RefSeq, a predicted model, not a curated record